Molecule: messenger RNA, 4227 nt
Organism: Monopterus albus (swamp eel)
Lineage: Eukaryota; Metazoa; Chordata; Actinopteri; Synbranchiformes; Synbranchidae
Gene: acox1
Product: acyl-CoA oxidase 1, palmitoyl
Exons: 14
Coding region: 123-2108 (661 amino acids)
Biological process (GO): very long-chain fatty acid metabolic process; lipid homeostasis; fatty acid beta-oxidation using acyl-CoA oxidase
Cellular component (GO): peroxisome
Molecular function (GO): FAD binding; fatty acid binding
Source: RefSeq, a predicted model, not a curated record
CUGCGUCAGGAGGAGGCCGUUUCUGGAGAAGCGAAGCCUUCAAGUUGAGGUGGAAAAGGUGCAUCACUAUUGUCAUUGUUCUUCACACAGUAAAGUAUUAUUUUUCAGUCUGAUAUAGAGCCAUGAAUCCUGAUAUUAUGAAAGAGCGGCAAAACGCCACUUUUGACGUUGAGAAACUAACCAACAUUUUGGACGGGGGUCCAGAAAAGACCAAAAGAAGACGAGAAAUAGAGACACUGGUUUUCAACGACCCAGACUUUGAGGAGGAGGACCCAAACUUCCUGUCUCGCAGUGAGCGCUAUGACCAGGCUGUUAGAAAAAGUGCCCGAAUGAUCCUGAAGAUGAGAGAGUAUGGCAUUGGACACCCAGAUGAGAUCUACUUCUUUAAGAAAUGUGUGCACCCCAGCAGGCCAGAGCCCUUGGAUCUCCAUCUGGGUAUGUUCCUGCCCACACUGCUCAACCAAGCCACCCCAGAGCAAAUGGACCGUUUCUUCAUGCCUGCCUGGAACCUAAACAUCAUCGGCACCUACGCUCAGACUGAGAUGGGCCACGGAACGCACCUCAGAGGGCUGGAGACCACCGCCACAUAUGACCCAGCCACGCAGGAGUUUGUCUUGAACAGUCCUACAUUCAGCUCCAUCAAAUGGUGGCCUGGAGGACUUGGAAAAACUUCAAACUGUGCCAUAGUUAUAGCCCAGCUAUAUACUCAGGGAAACUGCCAUGGUCUGCAUGCUUUCAUCGUCCCCAUCCGUGACUUCAACACCCACGAACCCCUGCCAGGUAUUGUGGUUGGUGAUAUUGGCCCCAAGUUUGGUUACAGUGAAGUUGACAAUGGCUUCCUCAAACUAGAGAACAUACGAAUCCCACGGGAGAAUAUGCUGAUGAAACACGCCACGGUGGAGCCAGAUGGAACCUAUGUGAAGCCACCAAGUUCCAAACUGACCUAUGGCACUAUGGUGUUCAUCCGCUCCUUGAUCGUUGGCAAUUCAGCUUUGUUCCUCGCUAAGUCUUGCACCAUCGCCAUCCGCUACAGUGCUGUCCGUCAUCAGUCUGAUUUUCGGCCAGGAGAGCCGGAGCCCCAGAUCCUCGACUACCAGACACAGCAGUACAAGCUUUUCCCUCUACUGGCUAUGGCCUAUGCCUUCGCUUUUGUUGGCCAGUAUAUGAACGACACCUACAACCGCAUCACUGGAGACAUCAACCAAGGGGACUUCACUGAAAUGCCUGAGCUCCAUGCACUGUCUGCUGGUCUGAAGGCUUUCACCACGUGGGCGACCAAUGCUGCCAUCGAGGUGUGCCGCAUGUCAUGUGGUGGUCAUGGCUACUCUUGCAGCAGUGCCUUGCCUGACAUUUAUGUUGGGUUCACCCCUAGCUGCACCUACGAGGGAGAGAAUACAGUCAUGAUGCUGCAGACUGCAAGAUAUCUGGUGAAGAGCUACCAGCAGGUUAAGGCCGGCAAGCAGCUGAGCGGCAUUGUGUCAUACCUAAAUGAAGCAGAGCAUUGGAGGGUGCAGCCCCAGCCCGUUGCUGCCAGACCAACAGUGGUCGACAUUAAUGACCUGGCUAGCCUGGUGGAGGUCUACAAACUACGAGCUGCUAUUCUAGUAGAGAUGGCAGCUAAGAACAUCCAGCAGGAGUUACAGCGCACGAAGAACCAGGAGGAUGCCUGGAACAACAGCGCAAUCGACCUGGUCAGAGCCUCAGAUGCUCAUUGCCACUAUGUUGUAGUGAAGCUCUUUACUGACAAGCUGGGGGAGAUUGGUGACACGGCGGUACACUCAGUGCUGUCAACUUUGGCUCUGUUCUACACCUUGCAUGGUAUCACGCAGAACUCUGGAGACUUCCUACAGGCUGGACUGCUGAGUGUGCCCCAGGUGAUGCUGAUUUCUGUCCGUAUCAAGGAGCUCCUGUCUCAGCUAAGGCCUAACGCCGUGGCACUGGUAGAUGCCUUUGACAUCCAUGACAAAAGUCUGAAUUCAGUCCUGGGACGAUAUGAUGGGAACGUCUACGAGCACCUGUUUGAAUGGGCUCGUCGCUCACCCCUGAACUCCACAGAGGUCCACGAAUCCUUCCACAAGUACCUGAAGCCCCUGCGGUCCAAACUGUGAGCUGACCAUUGCACCUUUGAUUCCUGGCUAUGACCCUUCAACUGUACAUAGAUAUACUGUAGGCAUAACUUAACUGUAAUAACCCAUUAUAUCAAUCCUAUGAUCCUCUUCACUUGUCAUCAGCUGGCUUUUACCAGUCUGUCGUAAUUGAGCCUUCCCUGCUAUACUCACUCUCUCUUUGUGGAGAAUUGAACACAACAUGUAAACUUUCUGGAGCACUGUAGACAGCAAGCUUGUCAUCCUGAUGAUGGAGGAAAUCUAACAAAAGGGUGUAAAACAGGGGCUGAUCAACUGUAAACACUAUGGAUUAUUUAGGACAAUGUCAACAACCAGGAGUCAAAAUUGUAUCUUAAAAAAAAAAUCUCUAAUGAUGCUAAUAUUUUGAGCUUUAAUAACACUGAAAAAUAAUCAGGUGUUACAGUUUCAGAUAGGGAAAUUCCAUUGUAGCUUCUUUCUGUUUCAUGUUUCCUCAUCUUUUCUCCCAGUUCUGCUACACGCCUGAUGGCUGCUCCAUGUGAGCCAGUCGAGAUGGAUUUGCCAUCUCUUUUUUUUAUAACAAGAACAGAAUGAUAUUAUGAGUGUUACAUAAUGAUUGAGUGUGCAAACCAACAGCUAAAUCAAUUGUGGUUGUAUCCCCUGACUACAAGGACCAACAUGCUAUUUAAAAAGGCACUGCUGUUUCUCAUAAUUGUCAUAAAGAGAGGCACUCAUUUAUGCUUGAUCAGUUGCCAUAGGCAUCAAGAUUUGCACAAGGGUGAUGCAGCUUUUCUUUAUCACAAAUCUGCAGCAACCCCCCAAAUACUGCUGACUUAACAAGUGUGUUGUAUAGUUUACAUUGGAUUAACAGCCUAUCAAAUUACAGCCUUUGAGUUCAGAUGUGCUUAAGAGUAAUAUGAAUUUUAAUUACUAGUUUUACUAUCAGAUGCUCACCCCCAGAAGACUUUGUAGAGAACAUUGCCUGAGAUCUGCUUGGAAUGACAUCAAUCACAUUUGUCUCCCUAAUUUUUACAAAAUCUUUCACUUACUGUUUUACACGAAAAAGGGUAAAACAAUGUCCUUUUAUCCUCAGUCACAGCAUCUGUCAAAAUGUUGCUCUGUAAGGAAUAAUAAUAUCAUACUUGACUGAUCAGGGGGCAUUUAAACACUUGGAGAAAUUCAGCAUCAUGGGGUGAUACAUUCCAAAUUCCUCACUUCUUCAGUGUCAGGAUUACACAGCGGCUUUCUUUUUGUGCUGUGUGUUCAGUCGUGCUUGCACUGUUCUGUGUCCACAUGCUUUUGAAUGUGUUUUGCAGAUUCUGGUGCAAGUGUGUGAAGAUAACCUUUGAGGACAGGUAGUAUGAACUUCUGAAAGUUAAUGAGUGUUGAAUGAGGCUACAUAUGCACUGUUUGUGUGCAUUAGUAUUUUCCCUCCCUGCUGUGUGGGGUUGAUAUAUUAUAACACAGGGUUGCGCCCAAUGAGUGAAUUGGUCUUUUAGUUUGUAAUCAAGCACAUUUUGAACUAAACACUCAACUAAUUCAUUAUUAAUAUGCAGUGAUAUUUAUAUAUUAGUGACUAAAUUGUUCAUGUACAACUGGGAUUGACAUAAGUGCAAAAUAGAAUUACUUUUUUGAGAAUAAUGCUUUCCUUUUUUUUUAUAACAGUUACACAAAAAUGUAUAUUAUAAAUUAACUUGCCAAGCAAAUGUAUAAAAUUUUAUAGAACAGGUGAAUUUGUUCUUGGUUCAUCUCAACUUGUAGUAGUUUAUUUUUCUCACUGAGGAGAGAAAAUGGUACUGAGGCUGAUAAAUAAAAGUAGCAACUAGUCAAAUAAAAUUUUGAUGUUUAGGAUGAAAAGGGAGCGCUUUAGUCUGAAGCCUCCCUGUAAAGAUGAUUUGUGGGAUAAGUAUGUGUCUGAGGAAUUCAUCUUUGCUUAAUGAAUGUUCUCAUAAAGCUCACAGCAUUUUACUGCUGUUUUAAACACUUUUACUGGUAGAUUUCUGUUGUAAGGGCAGGAUUAACAAUAUGUAAUGAAUAAACUGUUGGUUAAUCAUAUUUUUGUGCUAGUUUGUCAACAUAUUUCCUUGAAUAAUAACAAUUUUAAUAGUUGGUUGGUAGUUUGACCUGUAAGAUAUAUUAAUAA